This is a messenger RNA of Prunus armeniaca (apricot), 333 nucleotides long. The record is from the annotation of a GenBank genome assembly. NCBI's taxonomy places the organism in Eukaryota, Viridiplantae, Streptophyta, Magnoliopsida, Rosales, Rosaceae.
AUGGGUUCGAUGACGGAUGCUAUUAGCUUGUUAGAUUACAGGUUUGAAGGCCAAGCCGACAAGGAUGAACUUGGUAGAGCAUGCAAAGUCGCUUGUUGGUGCAUUCAAGAUGAUGAGAAGGAUAGGCCAACCAUGAGGCAGGUUGUUCAAGUUCUCGAGGGAGUUUCAGAUGUUGGUAUAUCCCCAAUGCCGUGGUUCCUCCAGCGCCUUACAGAACUUCCAAUAGAAGCCAUUAAUUACGAGAAGACCACUUCCGGUUCAGAUUCGUUUUCUUGCACUGAUGUCCCAAGUGCAUUUCAACCUCAAAUUAGAAGCUGUUCAAAAGAAAUGUAA